This is a messenger RNA of Nelumbo nucifera (sacred lotus), 2634 nucleotides long. RefSeq names its product calcium-dependent protein kinase 2-like. Gene Ontology annotation, biological process: protein phosphorylation. NCBI's taxonomy places the organism in Eukaryota, Viridiplantae, Streptophyta, Magnoliopsida, Proteales, Nelumbonaceae. The record is from RefSeq and is a predicted model, not a curated record. Gene Ontology annotation, molecular function: calcium ion binding; ATP binding; protein kinase activity.
AAAUAUGAAGUAUCAAAGAGAGAAUUAAUUGCAAAUAUUUAUUGAGAGAGAAAUAUGAGAGAACGACGUCUGAUUAGAGUUUAGGAGUAGAUAGCCGUCGUCAAUUACCUUCCCCUAAAUCUUUGCCUUGCUUUCUUCUUGUUCUGCGUGCUCGCUGGUCAGUCACUACUGGUGUGGUACUGCUGGCAUUUCUUCUCUUUUGUUGUUAUUUCAUCAAGUCCUGAAAAAUUCAACUCUCCCGCAAGCAGUGAGUCUAAUUGGGUUUAUCUGCUUUACUCUUCACAAUUGCACACUAGGCCGAAGAGACGGCUUAGAAAAUCUGACUUGUCUUUUGAACCAAGUCACCAUCCUAAAUCAGAAAAUCACUUCACUUUUCUUUUCCGGGUACUCAACAUCAUUUUUUUUUCGGUUCUGUAUUCUCACCUGGAUAAUGCUAUUCAAUACUUUUCUGUGAAAAAUCCAGCUUUUGUGCUGAAUAUCUGAUCUGGGUUUCGUCUACGACAUCCUAAGAACCAUCAAAUCCCAAGUUUAGUUCUAUCUCUCUGAAAAUCAACACGGUGUUCUCUGCUCCUCAUCUGAGUGUUCUCUCUUGAACUUGGAUUUUGAAGCAGCAGGAAUAUGGGUCUCUGUAUCAGCAAAGAGAAGGUGCCGGAGCCAGAUGUUAACGGGCAUAGAUCAGGAGCGAAUGUUGUUAGGCAUCAACAGAGAAGACAAGAGCCUGUCGUUCAAGCGCAGCCCAAAAUUCCUGCCCAGCAGACCCACCUAUUACCCGAAAGGCGCCAGCCUCAGCCGCCGGCCGCUGCGCCAGUAAAGCCUUCUCCUCACUCCCUUGUUCAUAAGCAAGAUACGAUCUUGGGAAAGCCUUUCGAAGAUAUUAAAGCUCAUUACACGCUCGGAAAGGAACUGGGUAGAGGUCAGUUUGGUGUUACCUACCUUUGCACUGAGAAUUCAACUGGUCACACGUACGCCUGCAAGUCGAUAUCAAAGAGGAAGCUUGUCAGUAAAAACGACAAGGAUGACAUAAAGAGGGAGAUUCAGAUCAUGCAGCACUUGACCGGGCAAGCUAACAUUGUAGAAUUCAAAGGAGCUUAUGAGGAUAAGCAGUCGGUCCACCUUGUGAUGGAGCUCUGCGCUGGCGGGGAACUAUUCGAUCGGAUAAUUGCCAAGGGGCAUUACUCUGAGAGGGCUGCUGCAACCAUCUGCAGGGCCAUCGUGAAUGUUGUCCACAUAUGCCAUUUCAUGGGCGUGAUGCAUCGAGAUCUCAAGCCGGAGAAUUUCCUGCUCUCCAGCAAGGAAGAAGGAGCGCUGUUGAAGGCAACAGAUUUUGGGCUUUCUGUGUUCAUUGAGGAAGGAAAGGUGUACAGGGAUAUAGUAGGAAGUGCCUACUAUGUUGCUCCUGAAGUUUUGCGGCGUAACUAUGGAAAGGAAAUAGAUAUCUGGAGUGCAGGAGUGAUCUUGUAUAUUCUGCUCAGUGGUGUACCUCCUUUUUGGGCUGAAACGGAGAAAGGAAUAUUUGAUGCUAUACUACAAGGAGAUAUUGACUUUGAAAGUGCACCCUGGCCAUCUAUAUCAAACAGUGCCAAAGACCUGGUUAGGAAGAUGCUGACCCAGGACCCUAAAAAACGAAUUACUUCUUCACAAGUUCUUGAGCACCCAUGGAUUAUAGAAGGUGGAGAAGCAUCAGACAAGCCAAUAGACAAUGCAGUUCUCUUUAGGAUGAAGCAAUUCAGGGCGAUGAAUAAACUUAAGAAGCUUGCUCUGAAGGUUAUUGCAGAAAAUCUUUCUGAAGAAGAAAUUAAAGGGUUAAAAGCAAUGUUCACAAACAUGGACACUGACAAGAGUGGUUCAAUCACCUAUGAAGAAUUGAAGACAGGAUUGGCUCGACUUGGGUCAAAGCUCUCAGAAGCUGAAGUCAAGCAACUCAUGGAAGCUGCGGAUGUGGAUGGAAAUGGAACAAUUGAUUAUAUUGAGUUCAUCACUGCAACGAUGCAUAGGCACAGGCUAGAAAGAGAUGAGCAUCUAUAUAAAGCCUUUCAGUAUUUUGAUAAAGAUCAUAGCGGGUUUAUUACAAGAGAUGAAUUGGAAACAGCUAUGAAAGAGUAUGGAAUGGGUGAUGAAGCCAGCAUCAAGGAAAUAAUUUCGGAGGUGGACACGGAUAAUGAUGGGAGAAUCAACUAUGAGGAGUUCUGUACAAUGAUGAGGAGUGGAAUGCAGCAGCCAGUCAAACUCAUUUAAUGCCAGUGACGGCCAUUCUUCAUAUCUGCACUCAACUCUGAUAGAUUAUGAGCAAUAUUUAAUGACCUUUGGCAAGUGAACUACGUUACCAGUUUGGAGGGGCCUAGAAAACUGGUGAUCUCAUUGGAUCCCUGUUGUAUGUGCAGUUUCCUACUUUCCUUUUUCUACAAGGUCUUUUGCACUAUUCUCAGAUUCAACUGCCAAGGCGAACUUUGCAUGUAAGCUGUUGCUUUAGAUUGUUUGGAGGUUGUACUCUUUGUGCAUAUCUAGUUUCUGUAUCUUUUUUUUUUUUAUUUGCUUUUUUCUCGAAGAAUUUGUACUUAUGCCUUCUUGAAUACACUCAGUUAUAUUGAGUGACAUACAUGCAGAGUUAUAUGAGAAAAAACUGUUUUUGUUCUA